ACAUAGGAUAUACAGCCCAGAAGCAGGCCAUUUGGCCCAACCAGUACAUGCUGGUGACCAGCAGAAUAGCUCGUGUGGAAGGGGAAAAACUGACAUGGAUUAGUUGGGACAAAUUUUUAUGUUGCCAUCUGUAGCUAUGGCUGGGAUGAGCUGUGCCUGAACGUGUGGUGCAGCCUGGCUGGGAUGGUGCUCCUGAGGAGGCUGGUACCCAACUGAAGGGAAUGUUGCGGUGGGCAGUGCAUCUGGAAGGAGGUCCACGGAGAGUGAACCACGCUGCUGUGGCUGUGGGACAUAGAGUCUACUCGUUUGGUGGAUACUGUUCUGGGGAGGAUUACGAGACCCUGCGGCAGAUUGAUGUGCACGUUUUUAACGCAGUUUCGCUUCGCUGGAUGAAGCUCCCACCCUUUCGCUCAGAGAGGAGAGACCUUUCCCCUCAGGUACCAUACAUGAGGUACGGACACACAGCGGUGCUCGUCGAUGACACCAUCUACAUCUGGGGUGGGAGGAACGACACUGAGGGGGCGUGCAACGUGCUGUACGCGUUUGACGUCAACACCCACAACUGGUCCACUCCCAAGGUUCACGGCUCAAUUCCUGGUGCCCGGGAUGGACACUCUGCCUGCGCUCUGGGGAAGUGCAUGUUUAUCUUUGGAGGAUACGAGCAGCUGGCUGACUGCUUCUCCAAUGACAUCCAUCGUCUCGAUGCUAUGACAAUGACAUGGACCCUGGUCAAUGCAAAGGGUAACCCAGCGCGAUGGCGAGACUUCCAUUCAGCCACGGUGAUGGGCAGCCGGAUGUACGUGUUUGGGGGCCGGGCAGAUCGCUUUGGCCCGUUUCAUUCCAACAAUGAGAUCUACUGUAAUCGUAUCAAAGUGUUUGACACAGAGACCAAUCACUGGCUGGACUCUCCCACCACACAGCUCCUCCCCGAAGGCAGGAGGAGCCACUCAGCGUUUACCUACAACAGUGAACUGUACAUAUUUGGUGGUUACAAUGCAAGACUAGACCGGCACUUUAAUGACUUGUGGAAAUACAAUCCUGAGUCCUCGACAUGGAGGAAGGUUGAGCCAAAGGGCAAGGGGCCUUGUCCUCGACGGAGACAGUGCUGCUGUAUGGUUGGGGACAAAAUUAUCCUCUUUGGAGGUACCAGCCCAUGCCCAGAACAAGGAAUGGGAGACGAGUUUAACCUGAUGGAUCACUCAGACCUGUACAUCUUGGACUUCAGUCCAAGUCUGAAGACCUUAUGCAAACUGGCCGUGAUUCAGUACAGCUUGGAUCAAUCUGCGCUUCCUCAUGACAUCAGGUGGGAGCUCACAGCUAUGACAACAAACAGCAACAUCAGUCGUCCAAUCUUCUCCUCUCAUGGUUAAACAGGUUCCUCUCUCUUUUCCUUUUGACUGGAAACAGCUCUCUGACACUUCCCCUUGGUGUGUGUGAGGGCUCAGGAGGAGGGACAGACUGUGCAAACUUCACCUUGACACCAAACACGAUGGGAAAAACCGCCCAGCACCCUUCUCAAAUCAGAAUCUGUUUGGAAGUUUGCAGCCAUGUUUAUUUGCAGCGGCGAUUGAGUGAUCUUUCUGAAAUAUAUUUUUUGAUGUAUCGGCAGGAGAAGGUGUUUUCUCACUGCCUCGUGUUGCGGGUGUUUGAACACAGAACUUGCAUUUGGAUGCUUUUACCAGAAGGUGCUCUGACGAAUAUACCUCAUGCUAGCUGUUCGCUGCUUUCCCAGAGACUCCCUGUGCUGAGGAAAGAGCUGUGCCUUUUGUUACAAAGGAACAGCCACGACCUUGGUCCUGGUGCCAGGGGAAGCAUCAAAACUAAAAAUGGAAGACAUGCAACUGCUUCGAGAGGGGACACCCUCAAAUUCCCCCUCCGCCUACCCCUCCAGGUUUACCUGCGUUUGAGUCACUGACCUGAAGGCUUCAAUACAAACGGGAUGCAGGGAUGGUGACCGGGCCCCGUCACCAAGCUGCAGUUUGCUGUUUGGCCUUCAUGGGGGGGUUAUCCUGAGGCAGGAAAUUACCAGGUUGGAAGCCUGCGCACGGCCAGCAUGCCUUGGGGAGGUCACACGUGAACUGCCGGCAAGGGUUAAUGUCUGAGAGACCCCUGUAUGAGACCUCCCCACCCUCGGAGUGAUGCAGGGGGCGAGAGGGCCGUUAGAACCUCCUCAGUAGCUGAUGUAUCGAUGUACGAGAUGCUGUGACGGACCCACAUAGCUCUCUCCGACUUCACCUAUUCCUUCAUUCCCCUGCUGUAGUGCAGGGUGCUGUAUUGUUUUUCUCCCUCCUCCUGGAGGGGACAGUAUCACAUCUGUCCCACAGUUUUGGGAAUGCGAAUGAUGGGGUCUGCCCUGGAGUGGCAAACCCAAAACACAGUAUUGGCCAGUGACUUCACAGCCAAGUACAGUGCAGUGCUGCCUGAGUGUUUACUGCUAAGUAGCAGGAGCCCCGGUUACUUUACCCUGUCUGUAACCCAGGGAUCGGGAGCAGGAACCCUGGUUACUUUACCCUCUAACCCAGGGAUCGGGAGCAGGAACCCUGGUUAGUUUACUCUCUCUCUAACCCAGGGAUCGGGAGCAGGAACCCUGGUUAG
Carcharodon carcharias (great white shark) is the source of this 2595-nucleotide messenger RNA. RefSeq names its product kelch domain containing 3 (gene klhdc3). The transcript has 11 exons. Gene Ontology annotation, molecular function: chromatin binding; protein binding. Bases 222 to 1370 code for a protein of 382 amino acids. Lineage: Eukaryota; Metazoa; Chordata; Chondrichthyes; Lamniformes; Lamnidae. The record is from RefSeq and is a predicted model, not a curated record. Gene Ontology annotation, cellular component: cytoplasm.